Molecule: messenger RNA, 2922 nt
Organism: Zingiber officinale
Lineage: Eukaryota; Viridiplantae; Streptophyta; Magnoliopsida; Zingiberales; Zingiberaceae
Exons: 6
Coding region: 1-2922 (973 amino acids)
Source: RefSeq, a predicted model, not a curated record
AUGGUCUCACUUUUUGGCCUAAACUUAUGCGACUUGGCCGGCGAGGCUGUGAAGCCAAAGCAGGAGAGGGAAUUGCAAAGAGAAUGGCUUCUCUUCUUUCCAUCAAUGACUUCCAUCGAUAUAAAAAUUGAAAGAAUUGUGACAAAAGGUCAAAGUAGUUCAAGAGGAGUUCAGGAAGAGGAGGAUGAAACUAGAGAGGCAUAUAACUUAUAUAAAGAUGCCUUUGCCUCUGAUGAAAGCGUUGACCACACUAUGUCUGAGGCAAGAGAUUAUGAAUUUGCUGAUUUAUUAGUAGAUGCAGAAACUCCUCUCUUCCCUGGUUGUACAACUUACACGAAGUUGUCAGCAAUCGUUACAUUAUACAAUUUCAAGUCUACAAAUGGUCACACUGACAAUAGUUUCAAUGAGCUCCUUAAGAUCUUAGGUGACAUGCUUCCAGAAAAAAACACACUUCCAAAGGAUGUUUACUCAAUGAGAAAGUUGUUAAAACCAUUUGAUUUAGGAUAUGAGAAGAUUCAUGCAUGCCCAAAUGAUUGUUGUCUAUUUAGAAAGGAGCUUAAAGAUUUGGACUUAUGUCCAAAGUGUGGUUCUUCAAGAUGGAAGGUAGACAAAGUCACCACCAAAGUUUGUAAAGGAGUUCCUGAAAAGGUGCUACGGUAUUUUCCUGUGAUACCAAGAUUGAAAAGGAUGUUUAAAUCAGAACAAAAGGCUGAAGACUUGAUUUGGCAUUCCAACCAUAAAAGUCAUGAUCAUAUGAUGCGUCAUCCAGUUGAUUCAAUAGCUUGGGAUACGAUAAAUCAUAAGUGGCCAGCUUUUGCAUCAGAUCCUAGAAAUCUCCGGCUUGGUCUUGCAACAGAUGGAUUCAACCCUUUUGGUGAUCUUAGUUCUAGAUAUAGUUGUUGGCCAGUUAUUUUAGUAAAUUACAACCUUCCUCCGUUGAUGUGCAUGGCGAAGGAAAAUCUUAUGUUGACAUUAUUGAUUCCAGGCCCGAAGCAACCAGGAAAUGAUAUAGAUGUAUACUUGGAACCCCUAGUGGAGGAUUUGAAGGAGUUAUGGGACAUUGGUGUGGAGACGUAUGAUGCAUUUAGCAAGUCAGUGUUCAAUAUGAAAGCUAUUUUGAUGUGGACAAUCAAUGAUUUUCCAGCUUAUGGAAACUUAGCUGGAUGUGCCACAAAAGGGAAAUUUGGUUGCCCAAUAUGUGGUGAAGGCAUAUCUUCUAUGUGGCUUAAGUAUAGUAGAAAGUUUGCAUAUUUAGGGCAUAGGAGAUUUCUUGCUCCUAAUCAUCCAUUCCGUCAGAAGAAGAAGUGGUUUGAUGGGAAUAAAGAGACAAAAGGAAAACCUAGGCCUCUGAAUGGAUUAGAAAUUCUUAAUGUAUUGAAAGACAUUGAAAAUGACUGGGGUAAAAAGAAAAUGGGUAAAGAUAUCAAUAAUACAAAGAAAAAGAGGAAGGAGCGUGAUGGUUCAAAAAAAGUUCAAAAACCAGUUCAAAUGUGGAAGAAGAAGUCAAUAUUUUUCAAUUUGCCAUACUGGAGUGGGCUCCUGCUACGUCAUAACUUAGAUGUUAUGCAUGUUGAAAAGAAUGUUUGCGAGAAUAUCAUAGAAGAACGAAAGCUUAUUGGGUUGAAAUCUCAUGAUUGUCAUGUUCUUAUGCAACAAUUGCUUUCAGUAGCAUUGAGAAGUCUUUUACCAAAAGGUCCACGUAAUGCUAUAUUUUUGCUUUGUGCAUUUUACAAUGAGUUAUGUCAAAGAGUGUUAGAUAGGAACCGUCUAGAACAACUCGAAGAGAAUAUUGCUGAAACUUUAUGCAUGUUGGAGAGGUACUUUCCACCAGCUUUCUUUACCAUCUCUGUUCAUUUGACAAUUCAUUUAGCAAGAGAGGCUCGCCUAUGUGGGCCAGUUCAAUUCCGCUGGAUGUAUCCAUUUGAAAGAUUUAUGAAAAUGCUUAAAGGCUAUGUGAAGAACCGAGCAAGGCCAGAGGGUUGCAUAGCUGAGUGUUACCUUGCAGAAGAACGAAUGCGAUUUUGUAGUGCUUAUAUAAAAAAAGCUGCUUGUAUUGGUCUCCGAUCUAAUCGAAAUGACGAUUUGGAAAAUGGAGUAGUGGAAGGUCACCCCAUUUCUCAAGGAAAAGAAAUUAUUUUAGAAGAACAUUUGUUACAAGCAGCACAUCGAUAUGUGUUGUUCAAUACUGCAGAAAUUGAUCCUUACAUACAGAUGCACAUUGAGGAGUUUAAACAAACAGAUCGUCGUUUCUCAAGUAAUGAAACACUGUUACAAAAACGACAUAUGGAAACAUUUGCUCAAUGGUUAUCAAAACAUGUUCUUGAUAACUCUUCAGAUCAGAUUCAAUGGCUAGCACAUGGUCCAAGAAAGCAUGUUAUAUCAUAUACAAGUUAUAUUAUAAAUGGACAUCGGUUCCACACAAUUGAUGUUGGAAGGUCGACACAAGAUAGUGGUGUUUCAGUUGAAGCUGAUACUAUUUGGCAAUCUAGUUCUACUGAUUCACAUACAGUAGGAAGACAAUCGUACUAUGGGGUUAUACGAGAUAUUGUGUUACUAGACUAUUAUUUUUUCAAAGUACCUAUUUUUAGGUGUGAUUGGGCUAAUCUUGGAACUGGUAUCAAAAUGGAUAAUGGUUUUACACUUGUCAACUUACACCAAGGACUAAGGACUUUUGAAAAUGAUCCUUUCAUUUUAGCAUCACAAGCAAAGCAAGUUUUCUAUUCUAGGGAAAAUGAUGAAUCAAAUUGGUAUGUGUUGCUAAAAGCACCACCUCGAGGUAUUUAUAACAUGGAUUUGCUUGAAGAGGAUGCAUAUACAUCAUCAAAACCUCUUGAUGUGUCUAGACUUGAGAUUAACAUUACUGAGAAAGAACCAUAUUCCAGAAAUGAGUGUGAGGGAAUUGAUGUUAUUGAUAUCCCAUGA